Molecule: messenger RNA, 992 nt
Organism: Brassica napus (rape)
Lineage: Eukaryota; Viridiplantae; Streptophyta; Magnoliopsida; Brassicales; Brassicaceae
Product: MATH domain and coiled-coil domain-containing protein At2g42470
Exons: 1
Coding region: 1-453 (150 amino acids)
Source: RefSeq, a predicted model, not a curated record
AUGGGGAACCAAUUACAGAGACAAAGAAAGGUAACUGCACAUGGCUUCAUCAUUGCUUCUUCAAAGGUGAAGUUAGCAAACUGGAUUUUUCAGACAUACCCAAAUACUUCAGCUAAUGUUAAAUUGCAAGACGAUGUGCUCAGGACAAGAUACAUGAACCUUCUAUUCAGCGUCAUCAAGAGACUUUACCACAAACCUCUGAGUGAUCUCACAGAAGAUGAAUUGAGCAAAGCUUCCCUGGAGUUGUCUGAUGUGACACAAGCUGGUUUUAGUGUGGAAUGGUUGGCUUCAAAGCUUGAGAAGGUGACCUUGGAGAAGAAGACUUCUGAAGAUCGGAUUCGGGAACUGGAAGAAGAGGUCGAAAAACUUAAGCUAACCAUGUCAGAGGAGAAGGUCAAGUUGAAGAAGCAACCAUCUUGGAUCACCAAGACAGAGAUACCUACUUCUCCUUAGGUUAAUUUUAAUUGGUUUGAUUUUCUUAGUUUUUUUCAUGUUUCUUUUCUCAAAGAUAUCCCUAGAUUUUAUUUGAAUCUAUCCAACCCUAUUUAAUAGUGUAAGAUGAUGAAAUGAUAUAUAUAUCUCAAUCCCAGCUUGCCAGACACGGUUUAAUUAGGGUCUCUUGGGUUUCUUCAUGGAUGGCUUGAAAUUUACUGGAUUUUAAUUUAAGAUGAAGUGGACCACUAGUAGGUUAAGGAUGUGCUAAGUGUGAUGUAGAUUGCUAAAGAAUUUUUCCAAAGACACAUGAACAGAAAAAGAUAGAAGUAGAGUUUGAUUUUAGAUAUAUAAUAAAAAGACGAGUAUUCUUUUAUUCUUGACACAUAUUAGAUAUGAAUCAUAUGAGGACUACACAUGAAUGAAUGGUGAAUCUCACAAGAUUACAAGACCACCCACACAUUCAAAACAAACUUAAUUAAAGACACUAAACCAAACCAGAAGAAACAAACAAAAUAAGGCACAUAGACAUAGGCAAAAGAGAGAGUAAGAUAGUGUAG